AUGGAGAUGUACUUCACGAGCAGGUGGUCCUCGCCGGCGCUCUCGCUCUUCCUCCUGCUGCUGCACUCGGGCGCCCUGGCCGCCGGCUCGUCUCGCGAGGUGGUCGGCGAGGGGUCCUGCGGGGACGAGCAGGACGACGGCGUCGCCCUGCUCAUGCACAUGCGCGCGGCGGCGAAGGAGGCUGAGAACUGCUCCAGUCUUGCCAGCAACUCGCCGCUGGUAGAGGAGGUGCUGAGCAGCGCGAAGAUCCCCCUCACCGGGCAAUCCACGGGCAAUCCGCCGUACGAGGCCACGGUGCUGGAGCCCUUCGGCCAGUCCUCGCCCGUCUUCCCUCCGCAGGACGUGAUGUACGGCUCGGGCCAGGAGGCCAUCGAGCAGGACAAGAGGCACUGCGCGAAAAAGUUCAACAAUUACACGAUGGAAGACUUCGACGCCGCUUGGGACUACUUGGCUUGUGAGCUCAACCGUCUCUUCAGCAACCCGACGGACGGUGGCAGCGGCUUUUGA
This is a messenger RNA of Prorocentrum cordatum, 507 nucleotides long. The record is from the annotation of a GenBank genome assembly. Lineage: Eukaryota; Dinophyceae; Prorocentrales; Prorocentraceae.